AUGGAAUUAGAGAUAGACCCAAACACUGUGGUUGCUAAGCUGAUGGAAGAGAAAAAUUCACUACUCAAUGAGCUUGAAUUAAUGACGGAAAAAUAUGAGCAAAGAGGCUUCAAGAUUUCAAAGCUGGAAAAAAUGUAUUUGAGAGUCGCCAGUAGAAGAGGAUUCAAUGUGGAAGACUUAGUAAGCAAAGAAAUCCAAACAAUAGAAAUUGCAUAUAAAAAGCUAUUAGAUGAAGAAAUCCAAACACAAGUAUCCCAAGCGAGUGUAGCAUCCCAAAUUCGUGUAAAAGGAGUUGAUUCAUCUACCCAAAAUUGUAGCCCCUCAGAAUCGAGUUUUACCCAAACAGAAGUUUCCAGCUCAAAAUCUAAGUCACAAACAGACUUUUCUAUUUUCAACCUGAAAGAAAAGUCCAUCCAAGUGCGUCCAAAAGCCACUGAAAAAGGCACUCAAUGUAUAGAAGAGCUAAAAAUGGAAGCUCUUAGUCAUCAAAAAUUCAUAAAACUUCAGGCUGAAAAAGAAAUUCAAGCAGCUUCAAUAAUUUCAAAUAAAGAAAAUUUUAGCCAAACUGAGAUAAAAAUUUUAACUGAUAAAAAUACUCAAAUUCAAACACCAAAAUCUGAAGCAGAAAUUCAAACAAAAAUAGAAUCUGCAGAAAAAUCUUCACAAGUUAUCGUUCAUAAUGAAAUUCAUAGACAAUCACAGCUGGGAUGCCAAGGAAAUAAUAGCAAAUAUGAAUUUCUUAAUAAAAAGAUGAAUAUGAAAAGGGUUUUAGAAGGGAAAAUCGAAGAGUUGAAAGAUGACCAGAAAAAAAUCUCAGAAUUAGUCAAAGAGCAGUUUGAUCAGUUAAAAGAGUUUGCAACAGCAGAAGUAGCAAAUUUCAAGCCAAAAAGCAUCGAAAUUUUGACAGAAGCAUUAGAAAGUAAUAAACCUUCAAUAAAGAUCAAUAAAAAUAUGAAUUCAAAACCACAGCAAAAACUCAGAUCUGUAAGAAUAAGAAAAGACUUAGAAACACCAGAAAAAGAAGAAAUUGUCGAAGAGUCGCAAUUAAAUCUUGCUAUGCCACUAGUGUCACCAGCUAUGAGUUCUUGUCGGUCAACCGCACGCUCUUUAGAAUCUGAUCAAGAAUUUGAGUAUAUCCCAAACUUCGCAAGUUUUCACCUACCAAAGAUUGAGCGCCGAAAUGCGCUUCAUCAAACCAUCAGAGCAAUCAAAAAAACUCCUCCUCCUCCCCCUGAGAAUCAACCCAAAUCUUUUGGAGCCAAAAUCAAAGGAAUUUUUUCAUCAAAAUCUGCAUCUACCGAUCCUCCACCCAAAGAAAUGAAAUUGGGGAAUUCUGGUGGAUUUUACUAUGAUAAAGUUAAAAAAAAGUGGGUAAUAGAAGGCCAAGAGGACGCAAAAGAGGAAGAAAUAUUGCUCCCACCCAAAGAAUUCACAAAACCAGCAGAGCCAAGGAAAAGGUCUAAUUAUGUCGACACUCUAGGACAAUCUUCAUAUAGUGAAAUGAAUUAUAAGCCAGCUAAUAUUGAAGAGCCUAUAGAAGAAUUCAGAAAAAAAGACGAAGAAAGCUCAGCAAUCGCUUUUAAUGAAAAUUAUGAAAAUCUAGAAGAAGAAGAAGACAAAAUUGAGCCAAUAAAAGAUGAUUCUAUGAUAGAGCCAAUUAAAGAAGCAGUAUCUAUUGGUGAAGAAGAGCUAAUUCAUGUAGAAGCAGCUUUUAAUGAAAAUAAAAAUGAAAAUAAUCCAGUUGAAUAUAAAGAAGCCGAAAGCUUUGAGAUUCCUCAACCAGAGGAAACUCAAAAAAAUAGUAAACUUGAAGAGAUUAAAGCUAAUGAAACGAAUACAGAACUUAAAGCAGCCUUAAGACAGCUUACCCAGCAAAGCGAAGAUCAAAUUGAAGAGCUGAAAGAAGUAAACGAAGAGCUUUAUAAGCAGGUUUCUUAUUUAAAUGACCUGAGAGCUAAAAAUGAAUUAAAAAUUCAAGAACUGGAAUGGGACCUUAAAAUUGAAGCAGAAAGCAGAGCUGCUUUAAAAGAAGAAAUAAUAAAUAUGCAGAAAGCAUUAAUUUCAGUUAACCAUGAAAAUACAAUUUUGAGGUCAGCUAGCGUAGGAAAUCCAUCAGAAGCUGAUACAUGUGAUCUUCAGCUUCAAGCAGCAAAGUUAGAAAAUGAAAAACUUUCUUUGCAAUCUUAUAUUGGCACAAAAGACUUAGAAUUAGCAGAAUUUAGAGAAACAAUACAAGAACUUGAUAUUCAAAAAUCAGCAUUAUUAAAACAACUUGACAGAUUUAGGCAUGAGCAAGAGCUUGAUAAGCAGUAUUUUAACGAAGAGAGACAAAGACUGCAGCAAACUAUUUCUUCUAAUAGAAAUCAAAUAAAACAGUUCAAAGACCAAUGCCGAGAAAACAAUGAAGAGUUAGAAAGGCUAAAGGGGAUUGUAGAGGAGCAAGAAAUGAAAAUCGGAAUUUUAAGUAAAGCCAAAAGCAAGGCUGAUGUCGACUUAAAAAAAUCGAUUUUUGAGCAGAGACAAGCAGAAGAAGAUUAUGAGCACGCCUUAUCGCAAAUUAAAAAUUUAGAAGCUAAUAGAAGAGCACUAGAGGACGAAAUUCAUAACUUGAAAAUGCAAAUGCUGAGUGAGCCUAAAGAGGAUGCUAUGAUAGAACUUCAAGCUCAACUGCAGCAAGCAGAAACGGAAAAACUUAGGCUUCAUACCUAUCUUAUUGAAGAAAAGAGAGAAGGGCAUAAACAAAAGGAACAGAUUUAUAAACUGCAGAUUGAGUUAAGAGAAGCAAAUGAGCAUAUUGAGAACAUUAAAAACGAAAUUCACUUAAUCGAACAUGAAAAUAGUGAAAAAGCAGAAAGAGAAAAGGCAGAAUUUGAAAACACAACAAAAAAUUAUCAUGAAGAAAUCAAAAAUUAUAUAAAUAAAAUUGCUAGCUAUAAGGAAGAAAAUGAAAUUGUUAAUAGAAAAUUAGAAGAAGCAAAAAUAAUGGAGAAAAAAAAUUUAGCUGAUUUGGCUGAAGCAGGUGUGAGAGAAAAUAAAUUACAAAAAACCAUUGAUGAGGUUUCAAAAAAUUUAGAAGAAGCAAAAAUUAUAGAGAAAAAAUAUUCAGCAGAGCUGACAGAGGCAAAUAUUAAGGAAACAAAAUUACAAAAAGCAGUUGAUGAGAUUUCAAAGAAAUUUGAAGAAAGUGAAAAGAAAAAUAAAAAUUUCAAAGAUGCUAUAAAUUCAUUAGAAAGAGAAAGGGCAGAGCUAGAAAGUGAAAUUAGCUUAAAAGAUAAACAAAUUUCAGAUUUAUUACGCAAAUCAGAUGAAGAAAAUAAAAAUUAUAUUUCAAUAAUUUCACAAAAAGAUAAAGAGCUAAAUGAAAAAGAUUUGAAUUUACUCCUUUCCUUGGUUAGCAGACUAAAUUUUUCUGCUUGCUAAACAAGGAAGGUUAAUUUUUUCAAAAUUUUAUUAGAAUGUCAAAAAAAAAUUUAGCAUGUCAUUGCAUAUAAAUUGAGUUAUGACAUCUUAAAUUUUUUUUUUGACAUUUUAAAAAUCAUUUCACUUAUGAAAGCAAAAAGAAUUUAUUCAAAGGAUUAUAUUAAGAUUAUAAUGUAUUUUAAAUUAUCAGAUUUAAUUUAUAAAAUUUAUUUUUUUAAGAAAUAAAAAUUAUUAUAAUUAGCUAGAGAUAUCAUUAACAAAAUCGUUAAAAAUAUAGAUUAUGCAUUUGAAUUAGUUCAUUUUUCCAGAAAUAGGAUUUUUCUAAUGGUUUUGCUCUCUAGCUAAUGGGAGAGAGAAGUUAGAAAUCAUUGAAAGCUCUAAAAAUGAGUUAGAAAACAAAAUAAAUAAUCUAUCAGAAAAACUAGAAAAAUUAACCUCAGAAAACAAGAUUCUUGUGACACAAAUUAACGAUAAAAAUAAAGAAAUUUUUGAGCUAAAAAAUAUAAAAGAAGAUUAUGAAAAACUCAAUCAAAAUUACCAAAAAAUUAAUGUCGAUUAUAUUGAAAUCCAGCAAAGUAUAGUAGAUAGAGAUGAAAGAAUUCUAUUAUUGCAGUCAGAAAUAAAGCUUUUUGAAGAAAAAGUAGAUAUUCUUGAAGCGCAAAAUAGCACACAAGAAGAAAACUUAAAGAAUUUGCAAGAAAACCAAUCAGAUACAGUAAGAAAUUAUCAAAGUCAAAUAAUCUCUUAUGAAACUGAAAUAGAAAAUUAUCAAAAAGACCUUGAAACUCUUAAACAAAAUAUCCAAAAAGAAAAAGAUGAGCUACAUGAUGAAUUAAAAGGCCUCGAAAGUGAACUUGAUGCAAAAAUUGAAGAAAACUCUGAUCUGCAGCUGAAAAAUGAAAAUUUAGCUGAUUAUAUACAAAGAAAUAAUGAAAAUAAUCAAGCAGAGUUAGCUAGCAUACAAUCAAAAUACGAAGGGGAAAUAGAAAAAUUAACAAACCAAAUUAAUUCUGAUAGGAAGGAGUUAGAAGAUAUUAAAGCCCACUAUGAACAAAUCCUUAUAAAUGAAAGAAAAAAAUUUGAGAUAGAAAUUGAAAUAUAUAAAACUGAAGCAUCUGAAAAUAAGCAAUACUAUGAAGACACAGUCACUGCGUUUGAAGAACAUAAAGAAAACACUGCAAGCCAAGAAGACUAUUUAUUAGAGCUGCAGAACAGUAUAUCAGAAAAGGAAUCAGAAAUAGAUGAAAUAAAAAACAUUUUGCUUGACAAAAAUCAAAGAAUUCUUAUGUUAGAGCAAGAACUUAAAAAUGAAAAAAUUGCUAACUCCUCUCCCUAAUUAGCGAGAUAAACCAUUGGUAAAAUCUCUAUUUAUGACUUAAUCAUUAUAAUAAUGAAAUCUCUAGCUAAAUAUAUUAUAUUUAAAUAUUAGCAUUCUUAAACAUAAUUUUAUUCCUAAUUUUUCAUUUUAAAUAUUUACAAAUUUUUAUUUUUAAAAAAAAAAUUAAAUCUUUUCAACUAAAAUGCUUCAAUAAUAAAGAGGAGAUAUAAGAUGAAUCUACAGCAAGAAAUUCAAGAAUUUUCAGAUAAAAAAGAAAAAAAUGAUGACCAUUUAAUCAAUGAAAAUGUGCAGCUUAAAAGCCAAUUGCAACGAUUAGAAAAUGAAAUCGGAAAAUCAAUAGCUGAAAAUAAAGAAAUCAAGCAAAACUUAUUAGCUUUGUCUGAGGAAAAGUCUAAAUUGAAACAAGAAAUGUCACUCUUAGAACAAAAAUUAGCCCUGAAGAAAGCUCAUAAAAGAGAAAUAAAUAACAAAGUAAACGAAUUAGAAGGAAAAAUAGAAGAUCUCCAAUAUCAAAUUCAACAAAAAGACUACGAACUCUCAAAAUCUUAUGAAGAAAUCAACAAUCUUUCUGAAAAACAAAUAAACAAAGAAGAAAAUGACACACUGCAGAGCGAAAAAUAUGAGCUUGAAGCUAAGAUUAAAGAACUCGAAGAAGAUAAAGAAAUUUUACAUGAAAAAAUAGCAAAUCUCAACGCAGAAAUUGAAGCUUUAUUCGAUAAAAUAAGAGAAAACCAAAAUGAUAAUCGCACAAACCUCGAAAACCAAAAAUCCUAUUAUGAAAAAUUGUUAUUGGAAACAAAAUCAUAUGAUCUUGAGAAAAGAUUGAAAGAAAAAGACGAAGAAAUUGCAGUAAUCAAAGAACAAUUCCAAAACCUCAUACAAGAAAUGGCGACUGGAAUAAAGCAUAAGACUGAAGAAAAAGCUCUAGAAGAACCUAUAGUGGAGUCUGAGCAGCAGGGAGGGUGGUUUUCUUCAGUCAUUGGCUCUAUUUUCUUGACAGACCGUGAAAGAGGCUAUUAA
Blepharisma stoltei is the source of this 5779-nucleotide messenger RNA. Lineage: Eukaryota; Ciliophora; Heterotrichea; Heterotrichida; Blepharismidae. The record is from the annotation of a GenBank genome assembly.